CAUAUAGGCUUCGCAGAAUUCUCUAGAAUUUUUCGAUUUGCUUGGUCUAGAAUGUUCGCAGUUUCUGUUAGGAAAGUAUGGUUGGAGUCCGUCUAUCCGUUGCGAGAUUAAGGAGCUUUUCAUCAUUUCUUCUGAUCGCUAGUUGGUGUUCAUGGAUGUGAUCUGCUAGUCUUCCUCCUGUCUGCCGUACGUACAUAAAUGUUGGGCUCAGGGGUUUUUUUUCCUUUGGCUUACUUAAGCUGUUUUGGAGAGCUUCGGCUGGUUUGUGUGCUGUGGUUUGUGCCAAGUGGUUGUCAUAGCCUGGUGAAUGUUUCUGAUACAUUUCUGAAGUUUGGUAGCGUUUCCCUUUUCACAUCUUGUGUCGGUCAUGCUGUAGUGGGUUGUGUGGUCAGGCACAUUUUGAUAAAGCCACGUGGACAUUCCUUCUGUUGGAAGACGUUGUAUAAUUGGUCUUAUUUCUUUUUUCUGUUGUUCUAGGUGGCUGCAGCGAGUUUGCAACUCGUCUGAAAAAAUGUUCUGCCACAGUUUAUCCUGUGGGAGGCUGAAUUGUUACUUUGGUUUUUCCAGUCCGGUUGUAACUUCAAACAAUCACUAAGUGAAAUGUCGCAAGUCGAGAACUACCUAUAUUUUAACAUUCUCUUUCUGCUUUUGACCGUAGCUGCCUUGAGAUAUACUUCAAAGCCCACUCAGAAAUCUCUUUGGAGGGAAAACCCAGGAGAGGAAUCGCUAAGCUGACUUCACCUUCUCCCUUCCCCCUUUUCCCAUCCUCCACGGCCCCAAGAUGGCUUCCGACAGCCCAGAGUCGCUGAUGACUUUGUGCAUAGAUUAUUGUCUUCACAACCUGGAAGGGACUCUCUGCUACUUGCUGGACAACGAGACUUUCCGCCUCCAGACGGAUAUUUUCCUCCCAAGCGAGAUCUGCGACAGGCUAGUCAACGACUACGUGGACCUGGUAAACGCAGACACCUUGUUUGAGCACAACGAAAACUUUUUUAGUCUCUUUUCGGAUCCCCGGAGCACUCGGCUCGCCCGCAUCCACUUGCGAGGCGACAUUGUCCAGGAUCAAGACCUGGAGGCCAUUCGGAAGCAAGACCUGGUGGAGCUUUUCUUGACCAACUGCGAGAAGCUGACGGCCAAGAGCCUCCAGACCCUGGGCAGCUUCAGCCCCACCUUGGUGUCGCUCAGCCUCUUCGGCUGCACCAACUUCUUUUACGAGGAGGAGAACCCGGGCGGCUGCGAGGACGACUUCAACCCCAGCCGGCAGGUCUUGGUGAAGGACUUCACUUUUGAAGGCUUCCGGCGGCUGCGCUUCCUCAACCUGGGGCGGCUGAUGGAAGGGAUCAACGUGGAAAGCCUCCUGCGGCCGCUGGCCUCCCUCACCGCCCUGGAUCUCUCCGGGAUCCAGCUCAACGACAUCCACUUCCUGACCCAGUGGAAGGACAGCCUCGCCUCCUUGGUGCUGUACAACAUGGAUCUGUCCGAGGAGCACAUUCAGGUGAUAGCUCAGCUGCGGAAACUCAGGCAUUUAGACAUCUCCCGAGACUGCCUGUCCAGUUAUUACAAAUUUAAGCUGACCCGCAAAGUCCUGAAUCUCUUCGUGGAGAACCUGAGCAGCCUGACCUCUCUGGACAUCUGCGGUCACACCAUGCUGGACAACUGCACCGUCGCCUGCUUGGAUGAGAAGACAGACCAGGCCAGCACCCACCCAGGGAAAAGCAGCAUCGCCCCGUUCCGGAACCUGAAAAGGCCCCUGCAGUUCUUGGGGCUGUUUGAGGUCUCCCUUUGCCACGUCACGCACAUCCCGGCCUACAAGGUGACCGGGGAGAAGAACGAGGAGCAGGUUCUCAACGCCAUCGAGGCCUACACCGAACACCGGCCGGAAAUCACGUCGCGAGCCCUCAACAUCCUCUUCGACAUUGUGCGGAUCGAGCGCUGCACGCAGCUCCUGAGAGCCCUCAAGGUGCAAAGGAACUGUUGCCUCACCUUGUGCAAUUUUAGCAUCCCCGAAGAGCUGGAGUUCCAGUACCAACGGGUCAACGAGCUUCUGCUCAACAUCCUGAACCCCACGCGGCAGGACGAGUCCAUCCAGCGCAUCGCCGUGCACCUCUGCAACGCCCUGGUCUGCCAGGUGGACAACGACCACAAGGAGGCCGUCGGACGGAUGGGGUUCGUCAUGACCAUGCUGAGGCUCAUUCAGAAGAAAUUGGGGGAUAAAAUAUGUGACCAGGUGAUGGAAUUCUCCUGGAGCGCUUUGUGGAACAUCACCGACGAGACGCCCAGCAACUGUGAGAUGUUCCUGAAUUACAGCGGCAUGAAACUCUUCCUGGAGUGCUUGAAAGAGUUUCCGAACAAGCAGGAGCUGCACCGCAACAUGCUGGGGCUUUUGGGCAACGUAGCCGAAGUCCAAGCUCUCCGUCCUCAACUUAUGACCUCCCAGUUUAUCAGCGUCUUCAGCAAUUUAUUAGACAGCGAAGCCGACGGGAUCGAAGUGUCAUACAACGCCUGCGGGGUCCUUUCCCACAUCAUGUUCGACGGGCCAGAGGCCUGGCUGAUCGCCGAGCCCAGCAGAGACCAGGUGGUGGACCGGAUGUGGGCGGCCAUUCAACGCUGGGACGUCAAUUCCAGGCGGAACAUCAACUACAG
Messenger RNA from Thamnophis sirtalis, 2643 nucleotides. NCBI's taxonomy places the organism in Eukaryota, Metazoa, Chordata, Lepidosauria, Squamata, Natricidae. The record is from RefSeq and is a predicted model, not a curated record.